Molecule: messenger RNA, 843 nt
Organism: Trichoderma harzianum CBS 226.95
Lineage: Eukaryota; Fungi; Ascomycota; Sordariomycetes; Hypocreales; Hypocreaceae
Exons: 1
Coding region: 1-843 (280 amino acids)
Source: RefSeq, a predicted model, not a curated record
AUGGCAGACGCACACGAGCAGCCCGAGAGCUCCCCUGCAUAUUCUGGGACUAUCAGGCUCAAUAAGAGAGAGCUUGAAAAAAAGGUCGACACAUUUUUGGACGAAGACGAGGAGGAGUACAACUCUAGGAAGAAAGCUUUCCUCGAUAUUAUUCGGGAAGAGACCCACCGUGAGGGUAAGAAUGAGCAGGAAAUCCAGGUCCAUAUAUAUGCGGCCGAAUAUAUUAUGGCGAUAAGGCGCCAUAGUCGAGCUAGCUACCUCCGCCUCGAACUUCAAGAAAAGAGGAAGAUCGAGAACGAGAGGAUUGAGAACGAGAAAGCCGAGGAGGAGGAGACCGAGGAGAAGGAGACCAAGGAGAAGGCCACCGCGGUCAGAGAGAAGGCCAUCGAGGCCAGUGAGAAGGAUGUGAAGAUCAUGGCACCCACGGCUGCAAUAGGCAAGAAACGAGAUUUCAUGACCUAUGGGGAAGCUUCAGAAGCGGCCGGGCGUAAGAAAGCUCGCGUGGGUAUGAGUAACGAGGAAAUCCAGGUCAAGGAGGUGCCAGCCACGAGAGAGCCAAACAACGACCUAGGCGUCACGCACCAAAUCUCGUACCCGGCUGUCCUCGAGAAGUUCGACAUGUUUUGGUACCAGGAAGCUGAUAAGCUCCGAAAAGCCGAGAUGGGAGUUCUCGCCAGGGCAAAGAAGCUGGUUUUGGACGAGUUCACCCUCUUGAGGGAUGAUACACCUCAACCGAGCGAUCGUUCGACCGUUGCCAGAGGAAUAAUGAAGCUACAUCAACAUAAAGAAUUUCGGGAUUAUAAUACCGAUGAGUUAAUGAGGUAUUUGUAUACCCUGGUGUAG